AUGGCUUCCAGUCCGCUGCCGGGGCCCAACGACAUCCUGCUGGCGUCGCCGUCGAGCGCCUUCCAGCCCGACGCGCUGAGCCAGCCGCGGCCAGGGCACGCCAACCUCAAACCCAACCAGGUGGGCCAGGUGAUCCUCUACGGCAUUCCCAUCGUGUCGUUGGUGAUCGACGGGCAAGAGCGCCUGUGCCUGGCGCAGAUCUCCAACACUCUGCUCAAGAACUUCAGCUACAACGAGAUCCACAACCGUCGCGUGGCGCUGGGCAUCACGUGUGUGCAGUGCACGCCGGUGCAACUGGAGAUUCUGCGGCGUGCCGGGGCCAUGCCCAUCUCAUCGCGCCGCUGCGGCAUGAUCACCAAACGCGAGGCCGAGCGUCUGUGCAAGUCGUUCCUGGGCGAAAACAGGCCGCCCAAGCUGCCAGACAAUUUCGCCUUCGACGUGUCACACGAGUGCGCCUGGGGCUGCCGCGGCAGCUUCAUCCCCGCGCGCUACAACAGCUCGCGCGCCAAGUGCAUCAAAUGCAGCUACUGCAACAUGUACUUCUCGCCCAACAAGUUCAUUUUCCACUCCCACCGCACGCCCGACGCUAAGUACACUCAGCCAGACGCAGCCAACUUCAACUCGUGGCGCCGUCAUCUCAAGCUCACCGACAAGAGUCCCCAGGACGAGCUGGUCUUCGCCUGGGAGGACGUCAAGGCCAUGUUCAACGGCGGCAGCCGCAAGCGCGCACUGCCCCAGCCGGGCGCGCACCCCGCCUGCCACCCGCUCAGCUCCGUCAAGGCGGCCGCCGUGGCCGCUGCGGCCGCGGUGGCCGGAGGCGGGGGUCUGCUGGGCCCCCACCUGCUGGGUGCGCCCCCGCCGCCGCCGCCGCCACCGCCGCCCUUGGCAGAGCUGGCUGGUGCCCCGCACGCCCAUCACAAGCGGCCGCGCUUCGACGACGACGACGACUCCUUGCAGGAGGCCGCCGUAGUGGCCGCCGCCAGCCUCUCGGCAGCAGCCGCCAGCCUCUCUGUGGCUGCUGCUUCGGGCGGCGCGGGGACUGGUGGGGGCGGCGCUGGGGGUGGCUGUGUGGCCGGGGUGGGCGUGGGCGCGGGCGCGGGGGCGGGGGCCGGGGCCGGGGCCAAAGGCCCGCGCAGCUACCCAGUCAUCCCGGUGCCCAGCAAGGGCUCGUUCGGGGGCGUCCUGCAGAAGUUCCCGGGCUGCGGCGGGCUCUUUCCGCACCCCUACACCUUCCCGGCCGCGGCCGCCGCCUUCGGCUUGUGCCACAAGAAAGAGGACGCGGGCGCCGCCGCCGAGGCCCUGGGGGGCGCGGGCGCAGGCGGCGCGGGCGCGGCGCCCAAGGCCGGCUUGUCCGGCCUCUUCUGGCCCGCGGGCCGCAAGGACGCCUUCUAUCCGCCCUUCUGCAUGUUCUGGCCGCCACGGACCCCUGGCGGGCUCCCGGUGCCCACCUACCUGCAGCCCCCGCCUCAGCCGCCCUCGGCGCUAGGCUGCGCGCUCGGCGAAAGCCCGGCCCUGCUGCGCCAGGCCUUCCUGGACCUGGCUGAGCCAGGCGGCGCUGCUGGGAGCGCCGAGGCCGCGCCCCCGCAGGGGCAGCCCCCGCAGGUAGUGGCCAACGGCCCGGGCUCGGGCCCACCUCCCCCUGCCGGGGGCGCCGGCUCUCGGGACGCGCUCUUCGAGUCGCCCCCGGGCGGCAGCGGCGGGGACUGCAGCGCGGGCUCCACGCCGCCCGCGGACUCUGUGGCAGCUGCCGGGGCAGGGGCCGCGGCCGCCGGGUCUGGCCCCGCGGGCUCCCGGGUUCCGGCGCCCCACCAUCCGCACCUUCUGGAGGGGCGCAAAGCGGGCGGUGGCAGCUACCACCAUUCCAGCGCCUUUCGGCCAGUGGGCGGCAAGGACGACGCGGAGAGCCUGGCCAAGCUGCACGGGGCGUCGGCGGGCGCGCCCCACUCGGCCCAGACGCAUCCCCACCACCACCACCACCCUCACCACCACCACCACCACCACCACCCCCCGCAGCCGCCGUCGCCGCUGCUGCUGCUGCCCCCGCAGCCCGACGAGCCGGGUUCCGAGCGGCACCACCCGCCCCCGCCGCCCCCGCCGCCCCCGCAGCCCCCUCUGGCCCCGCACCCGCACCACCGAGGCCUUUUGUCUCCCGGGGGAACCAGCUGCAGCUACCCUAGCGAGGACAGCUCCGAGGACGAGGACGACGAGGAAGAAGAGCAGGAGGUGGACGUGGAGGGCCACAAGCCCCCCGAGGGCGAGGAAGAGGAGGAAGGUCGAGACCCUGACGACGACGAUGAAGAGGACGAGGAGACGGAGGUCCUACUCGGCGACCCCUUAGUCGGGGGCGGCCGGUUCCUCCAGGGCCGAGGGCCGUCGGAGAAGGAGAGCAGCCGGGACCGCGCGCCGACCGUCGCGGGCGCGUUCCCGCUCGGCCUGAACUCCUCCAGGCUGCUGCAGGAGGACGGGAAACUCGGGGACCCCGGCUCGGAACUGCCCCCGCCCCCGCCGCCGCCUCUGGCCCCCCAGAAGGCGAGUGGCGGCGGCAGUAGCAGCCCGGGCAGCCCAGUUCACCAUCAAUCACUGGAGGAGCAGCCCUCCUACAAAGAUAGUCAGAAAACUAAGGAAAAUAACCAAGUAAUUGUAUCUACAAAGGAUGACAACAGCUUUUCAGAUAAGAACAAGGAGCAUAGCUUUUUCAUCACAGACUCUGAUGCUUCUGGAGGAGAUUUUUGGAGAGAAAGAUCAGGUGAACAUACACAAGAAACCAACUCACCUCAUUCACUCAAAAAGGAUGUAGAAAAUAUGGGGAAAGAAGAACUUCAGAAGGUUUUAUUUGAACAAAUAGAUUUACGGAGACGACUGGAACAAGAAUUCCAGGUGUUAAAAGGAAACACAUCUUUCCCAGUAUUCAAUAAUUUUCAGGAUCAGAUGAAAAGGGAACUAGCCUACCGAGAAGAAAUGGUACAACAGUUACAAAUUAUCCCCUAUGCAGCAAGCUUGAUCAGGAAAGAAAAGCUUGGCACCCAUCUCAGCAAAAGCUAA
Molecule: messenger RNA, 3042 nt
Organism: Pongo pygmaeus (Bornean orangutan)
Lineage: Eukaryota; Metazoa; Chordata; Mammalia; Primates; Hominidae
Gene: SKOR2
Product: SKI family transcriptional corepressor 2
Exons: 7
Coding region: 1-3042 (1013 amino acids)
Biological process (GO): negative regulation of transcription by RNA polymerase II; negative regulation of BMP signaling pathway
Cellular component (GO): cytoplasm; transcription regulator complex; nucleus
Molecular function (GO): RNA polymerase II cis-regulatory region sequence-specific DNA binding; SMAD binding; DNA-binding transcription factor activity, RNA polymerase II-specific
Source: RefSeq, a predicted model, not a curated record